This is a messenger RNA of Punica granatum (pomegranate), 859 nucleotides long. The record is from RefSeq and is a predicted model, not a curated record. NCBI's taxonomy places the organism in Eukaryota, Viridiplantae, Streptophyta, Magnoliopsida, Myrtales, Lythraceae.
GAUUUAAACGUGGCCAGGGUCGAGGAGGCCGGUUUACUCAAGGUGCUGGUUAUCCCCCUAACCCGUUCCUGUGGGGAAUAGAAUAGGCGACGGAGAUAGAACCCUAGCGAAGAAAGAGAGAAGGAAGCGAAGCAAAGCAGAUCAAGGGGAGGGAGAAAACUAUAAGACAGAAGACCAUCGGAUUUGAGGAUGCGACCAACGCCGAUGGACUACUUCGCCGAGCUGGAGGUGCAGGAAGCUACGGUGGCGAUGGACGUCGACGACGUGGACCCGCUCGAGAUCUUCGGCGAGGGCGUCCUCCCUGUCGACAACAGGCUCGCCGACUCCGACUUCUUCAACAGCUUCGAGGACGAUUUCGACGACUCCGACAUCAACUGAUUCUGCAGUGUCUCGUUUCUCUCUGCUCCUCCCUUCGCAUAGCCUUUGGUGGUAUUAUGCCCGGUAUCUCAUGACGAUUACCUGUUAAUGAAAGUUGAACUGAUUGAUCAUAUUGUUCGCUUUUGCGCCUCCGUAUUGUUCAAUCGAUUCUGUGGUGAGACGACGGCCUGAUAGCUCUAGGUUUAGUACAAUUUGACUGGUGGUGAUAUGAUUGCGUCUAGCUUUUGCUUGCACAUGAGAUUUGCUGCUGCUAAUUUGCUUUUCUUUAAGUCAAAGCAGAGUCGUAAUUAGGCACGAUGAGAUUGAACCAGAGGUAUAUGCUAUGUCGAUGAUGCAUGAAGUGUGUUAGCGUGAUAGUGAUAGUGAUCACUGAUCAAUGUGGAUUUUGUCAGUGUAUUGAAUUCUUAGGGCUCCUCCCUUGUAAUGUUAACCUGGUGGUGUAUUGUCAGGGUCUCGCAAAUUUUCGCCGUGGUUGUUCUGA